Molecule: messenger RNA, 1999 nt
Organism: Saccostrea cuccullata (small rock oyster)
Lineage: Eukaryota; Metazoa; Mollusca; Bivalvia; Ostreida; Ostreidae
Product: E3 ubiquitin-protein ligase TRIM45-like
Exons: 5
Coding region: 557-1927 (456 amino acids)
Molecular function (GO): zinc ion binding; protein binding; ubiquitin protein ligase activity
Source: RefSeq, a predicted model, not a curated record
ACUUGCAAAAAUCGGUAACCGAUAUUUUAGAACUAUUGCAUACAAAUUUUUUAAAUAUACAUUUACAGUACAUAUGUAUAUACAAAUGCAAAUAUUUCUAAACAGAAUUUUCCAUUUUCUGGUGAAUAAGAUAGCCAUCUGGCAUAUUUUAUACCGUGCAGCUGGACAGGUGCUUUAGUAGGACGGAGUGGGGGAUUUUAUCGGAUCGAAGAAAAGUAAAGUCAGUGGCCAGCUUAAGGCAAUGUUGACAAAUCGCUGACAAAAUUUAUGUUCAUGUCAGCUUAACAAAGACAUGAUGUCCGAAUAAACAUAACCUUUUGUGAUGCUUUAAUGUAUAGAGUUCAGAUACCCGGUAUUAAGAUUAUUAGUGAAACUGCCAAGGCGUAACUAGAGAAUUCCUUAUGUGUUAUCGCGCGUUACAUCUACGAAAUGUAAAUCCGUUUUAUAUACAUUUACAAUUCAUGGGUAACAUUUUUUGAUUGCUCUGUUUUACGUGCAGACGGGGUGAGGAUGUAUAGAUAUCUUUAUUCUUGAAUUUCAAUAAUAAAAAAAAAACAUGGAUGCUGAAGAACAAAAAUUUAUUUGGCUGUUAGAUGAAGACGAGAUAUCUACAUCAUCAGAUGGUAGCUCGACACUUUGCACCAUGUGUGUUGAAGAAUCCGAUUCAACGGCUGUUUUAUAUUGUGACGAAUGUCAAGAAAACUUGUGUGAAAUGUGUGUAUUUUUUCAUGGGAGGCAAAAAACAACUCAAAAUCAUGAGCUAACACACAUUGAAAAUUCAGGAACAUCGGAAAUAAGAUAUCUUCUAUCAGAUCUAGAAGGUGAAAAAACGGCGAAUAGUAAGAUGGAUGAUUUAUUUGUAAAACACAUCUCCGAAGAAAUGGAUUCUAAAUCACUUUUGUUUGAUCGUCUGAUAAAACGGUGUGACGAUGUAAAAAUGGAAACAAAUCUUCAUUCUCAGGACAUUUCAACCGAAAUUAAUUCCCAUUUUGACAAAUACAUCGAAUCUUUGGAGAAACACAGAACUGAACUUCUGAAGCAGACGAGAGAAAUGUCUACGAAGCACACAGAAUUUAUUGCAAACCAACAAUCGGUUCUCUCGAGUUUACAAGAAAAUGUUGAUGAAGUUAAGAAAAUACUGAAGACAAUGACCUCGGGGUUAGGUGGAAGCAGCGGGGAUUGGAGUAGAUUGUCCAAACUUUUGAUGACUAUACGGCAAGCCAAAGUUCACGUGACCUCUCCGGAAACAACAUUUUGUCCAGAUGCUGAUGGUCCCAUUAUUGACCAAUACCAGUUCUACGGACAAAUAUUCAGCGGACAUUUGUGUCCAGCGAAAUGCUAUAUAGAUUGUUCUGGGCUAGAGACAGCAAGGGUAAGACAGAAGGCAUUAGUCAUACUACAUACUUUACAGCAGGAAGGAAAAUCGUUUCCCUGCGAGGCAAAAGUCCGGGUAAAAAUUCUAGAGCCAUCAGGAUCUCUUUGUAAACCAAAAGAAGUAAGAAAUAACAUGGACGGAACUUGGAUGAUAGAGUUUUUACCAUACGAAACUGGAAAACAUGUGCUUCAUGUCACAGUUGAUGGACAGCCCAUUAAAACGAAAUCUGUGGUUUUCAAUGUGAAACACGGUUGGCGAGAACACACUGGCAGAUGGCACUGUUGUUCCGUUUGCUCCGAAAACAGGAGAAAUGAUGAACCGUGUACAUACGGGUCUUCAUUAGCAGGCGACUACUGUUGCAACCAUGACUCUGUCGUCCACCCUGGGGGCCCACAUUGGACAUGCUGUGGUAAACUAACGAAACACUCUGAAUGUGAUACAUAUACCUGGAGAAAAAGACGAAAUCAGACUAGCCCAUACAACAGACCACUGUCAAAAUGCAGUUUUGAUCUCAGUCUUAUGAACUCUGUUAUAAAGGAAGUUACCCUGUAAAUAUUGUCAAUAUUGUGAAAUGACCAUGACCUCUACAUAAGUCUUGAAUAAAAUAAUUUCUACACAAAAUUU